GAUUUACCUAAGGUCAUCAUCCUUUCACAGUUAGCUGUGAAGAUAUAAACAAACUGGUCGAAUGAACUGAGCAUUGCACAUCAAAUUGUUGAACUGACCAAAAAGUUUUCAGCUCUCUUACUUCCAUCACGACAAUGCGUUUUGUUGUCAAAUACUGUAUAUUGGAUGUUGGACACACAAGUGAACUUUCAAACAGUGUCUACUGCCGUGCUGUUAUGCUAGUAUGCAAAAGAAGAAUUACCAAAGAAGCACUUUAAACCGUGUUCUUACGAUUGCUCACCGUGGUACAGUCUUCACUUGUUUGAUGUUCGGUGUAGCCCUCACAGGGUACACAGUCCUUUCACUAGCCCAGUAUUAUAUAUAUAAACGACCUGUUAUCAAAAAACAGCAACAAGACUACGCAAAAGCACUUAUUUUUAAAGAGAAACGGGAAAAAGAGCUCGGUUUGAGAGAUUGAUAAUAUUUCACGUGAGGUUACAUGAAAAGGCUGUCAAACCGUCUCAGGGAUUUCUUUCUUUCUAUAAUGUCCAUUUUGAAGUCUUGCGAGGUUACCAAUAUACAACAACCAUCUUCGAAGUCUAUUGUAGAUGAGUCAGUUCCUAGUUUCUCCAAUGCUCCCACCAGACCUAAACGUAGGAAUAAUGCCAUUUUGUUGAUGUAUUCAGGUUGGGGUUAUUAUGGCAUGCAAAGAUGCCCUGUUUUUCCAACUAUUGAAGGAGAACUGUCUAAAGCUCUCUUUACUUGUGGUCAACUCGAUAAUCUGACAAGUGAAGAACAUAAAAGAGUUCAUUUUCAACGUGCAUCUAAAACUGACAAAUCCGUUUCCGCCCUUGGACAAGUUUGUUCUAUGCAAUUACAAGAAGACACAGAUUUAUUAAGUAAAUUGAACAACUCUUUGCCCGAAAAUAUUCGUGUUCUUGAUAUUAUUCGUGUAACUCGUGGAUUUUCUUCAUACAGUUCGUGCACACAUCGAAUAUAUGAUUAUCUAUUACCUACAUUUGCCCUAUCACCUGCUACUUCAUCAUUAAACGAUUCCACUUGUUGGACUUAUCGUUUGACAGUUGAACAAAUUACCCAAGUUAAUCGUUUACUUGAAAAGUAUAAGGGUACUCAUAAUUUUUAUAAUUUCACUUCAGGAAGACUUGUAACGGAUCGUAGUUGUAGUCGAUAUAUUAUAUCGGCCGAAUGUAUGCCUACAUUUUUACUCGGUGAGCAUCAAUAUACUAUUAUACGUAUUGCUGGUCAGUCGUUUAUGCUGCAUCAAAUACGUAAAAUGAUUGGUUUAGCAUUAGCUGUUCUACGUGGUUAUGCAACAGAAGCUGUGUUCGAUAUUGUGUUCAGUAAAGAAAGAAUAGAUAUACCAAAAGCUCCAGGACUAGGUCUUAUGCUUAACCAAGUGGACUUUAGUCAGUAUAAUACAAAAUAUCAAAAUGAUGGUAUCCAUCAACCAAUUGAUUGGAGUAAAUACGAAGAGCAAAGAAACGAAUUCAAGAUGCAUUAUGUAUAUGAACAUAUUGAUCUAAUUGAGUCGAAAGAAAACUCUAUGUUUCGAUGGCUUUCUACAUUGGAUAAUCAUACAUAUAGUUUCAGAGAUUCUCCAUCUCCUCUGAUUGUUGCUGAUAACGGUUCGAAAACAGAUGAUACUCAGAUAGCCAAUCAAGAUUAUGUUUCCAUUCGCACACCAUUCAACAUUAAAGAUAAUCUAAAUAAAAAUGAUGUUUCAGAGUGUGAUAUACCUGUUAAAAAAGAAAGGUUGGCAUUGUGAGAUAUCUGUCCAAUUUUUUUAUCAUGUCGCCUAGUGGUUUUAUAAUAAAUCGAUGUUUAUAUUAGUCAUAAUGUAGUACUCUUUUUCCCUUUGCUAUAUAUCUGCCAAAUGUAUGCGAAGAAAUAUAAAUACAACUAUUCUAAAUAGAGUUCCGUCUACAAUCGAUUUUCAAAGUAGUCUUUCCCAAAUAUUAGUAAUUUCCUUAUCUUUGAAGAUGAUUAAUAGGUAACAAACAAAGUCAGUAAUUGAUAUUGGUAAUGUAGCAUCAUAGAAGCAAGUGUACGUGUCAUUCAUUUGUCUCACUGGUCGAUCGUUCUCUCAAUCUCGAUGCAUUUAUUUCCUGAUAAAUUAAGUAAAUUAGUUGUCUGAUUUCUUCACUGUAAAAUAGUCCGUAUGCCUUACUAAUCACUAUUUGAUUUUCCAAUUUUCCAUAACUUAUGCUCUUGCUGUUUCUUUCAAACUUUUCACUAUUUAUUUUAGUAGUCUUACAUAUUUUGACCCUUCAUCAGUGUUUUUAGUGGUCCUAAGUUUUUUUACUUUUGUCUGCGAUCUUAUGCUUUUAGUGUGUUCUCAACGCUCGAAAAACCUGACUAGGUGAGGUUCCUUUGCCGAGUGCUGUCCAAAUAAGGUUGUAUUAUAUGUACUGUUACAUGUAGGAUGAAGAUUGCUUGUAGUAAUGUGUGGGGAGUCACCAUAGUUGAGUUAACUUUCCUUGUUUCACUGCUGCAUAUAACUUACAAAGUGACUGCAAGAUACUCUGCGACCUGUCUCGGUAUAUCGAGUAUCCUUGUACUUAAGAUGAGGUGUCUUUGUGCAUCCAAGAAUAAUAUGGGCAAAACAACUCUCAAAUGUACCUUGAGUUUUUGCUACACAAGCGAUCGUCAUGUUUGCCACUAAAGUGUUUCUUAUAGUAGAUGUAGGCCGUGCUUCAAUU
Messenger RNA from Schistosoma rodhaini, 2699 nucleotides. Lineage: Eukaryota; Metazoa; Platyhelminthes; Trematoda; Strigeidida; Schistosomatidae. The record is from the annotation of a GenBank genome assembly.